ACUAGCACUGACUUUCCCCCCUCACUAGCACUGACUUUCCCCCCUUACUAGCACUGCCUUGAUGCAGUUAGCUAUUUUAUUGAAGAACAUUUUAAAAUCAAAUCAAAUCAAAUUUAUUUGUCACAUACACAUGGUUAGCAGAUGUUAAUGCGAGUGUAGCGAAAUGCUUGUGCUUCUAGUUCCGACAAUGCAGUAAUAACCAACGAGUAAUCUAACUAACAAUUCCAAAACUACUACCUUAUACACACACAAGUGUGUGAUAUGUGGUUGUCCUACCUAUCUAUCUUAAGAUGAAGGCACUAACUGCAUGUUGCUCUGGCUAAGAGCGUCUGCUAAAUGAAUCUCUAAAAUGUCAUGUAAAAAUUCACCACAGAGUUGUAGAGCAAGCAGACUGGAAGCCUGCGGUCCAAACUGAUUUCACAUAACAUUUCUAAUAAAAUCUUAUUCAGCAGGUUUAAAAGGUGCAGCGAAAUGCUUGUAUUCAAUGCUUGAAAUGCACUGUUAUGAAACGUAGCAAAAUCAAGUGAAACGUACAGUAGCAAAAUACAUCUCUGUGGCCUUCCCUGUGGCCUUCUCUGUGGCCUUCUCUGUGGCCUUCUCUGUGGCCUUCUCUGUGGCUUUCCCUGUGGCCUUCUCUGUAGCUUUCCCUGCCCGAUGAAGAUGACCUAAAGAUGACACCGAGGCACCUGAUCUAUCCUCACUUCGCCAAGGUCAGACAGUGUCUAAAUCCCUGAGCCAAGGUCAGACGGUGUCUAAAUCCCUGAGCCAAGGUCAGACGGUGUCUAAAUCCCUGAGCCAAGGUCAGACGGUGUCUAAAUCCCUGAGCCAAGGUCACACAAUGUCUAAAUCCCUGAGCCAAGGUCAGACGGUGUCUAAAUCCCUGAGCCAAGGUCAGACGGUGUCUAAAUCCCUGAGCCAAGGUCAGACGGUGUCUAAAUCCCUGAGCCAAGGUCAGACGGUGUCUAAAUCCCUGAGCCAAGGUCAGACGGUGUCUAAAUCCCUGAGCCAAGGUCAGACGGUGUCUAAAUCCCUGAGCCAAGGUCAGACGGUGUCUAAAUCCCUGAGCCAAGGUCACACAAUGUCUAAAUCCCGGAGCCAAGGUCAGACGGUGUCUAAAUCCCGGAGCCAAGGUCAGACGGUGUCUAAAUCCCGGAGCCAAGGUCAGACGGUGUCUAAAUCCCGGAGCCAAGGUCAAACUGUGUCUAAAUCCCUGAGCCAAGGUCAGACUGUGUCUAAAUCCCUGAGCCAAGGUCAGACUGUGUCUAAAUCCCUGAGCCAAGGUCAGACGGUGUCUAAAUCCCUGAGCCAAGGUCAGACGGUGUCUAAAUCCCUGAGCCAAGGUCAGACGGUGUCUAAAUCCCUGAGCCAAGGUCAGACGGUGUCUAAAUCCCUGAGCCAAGGUCAGACGGUGUCUAAAUCCCUGAGCCAAGGUCAGACGGUGUCUAAAUCACUGAGCCAAGGUCAGACGGUGUCUAAAUGGCAAAAUUAACAACAUUAAUUUAGAAUGAACCCUACAAAUAGCAGUGUUGGGAGAUUUGGGAGAAACGUGGAGGACAGAGGAGCCUCUUAAAGAAGAAGUUACAGGUCUGUGAGAGCCAGAAAUCUUGCUUGUUUGUAGGUGACCAAAUACUUAUU
This is a messenger RNA of Oncorhynchus mykiss (rainbow trout), 1635 nucleotides long. The record is from RefSeq and is a predicted model, not a curated record. Lineage: Eukaryota; Metazoa; Chordata; Actinopteri; Salmoniformes; Salmonidae.